Arachis stenosperma is the source of this 2073-nucleotide messenger RNA. RefSeq names its product protein FAR1-RELATED SEQUENCE 5-like. NCBI's taxonomy places the organism in Eukaryota, Viridiplantae, Streptophyta, Magnoliopsida, Fabales, Fabaceae. Gene Ontology annotation, molecular function: zinc ion binding. The record is from RefSeq and is a predicted model, not a curated record. The transcript is spliced from 4 exons. Gene Ontology annotation, biological process: regulation of DNA-templated transcription. Bases 1 to 2073 code for a protein of 690 amino acids.
AUGGCGCCGUUGCCGGGGAUGAGUAAGAAAAUGGAUGAUGGUCCGACAACUGUAGUUGACAAUGUUGGGGGCAUUUCAGAUGCAUUUAAUUGGCUCAGUCAGACGGUGGAUAGUGGUGGCUAUUCAGAGGAUGUGACAUUAGACAUGGGAAUGGAAUAUGCUGAGACAACUGGUGCAGCAUUGAAGCAUAUGCAGGAUAAUGGCAACAUGUCUGUUGAAGGAAUUUCUUUAACUGCCGAUGAUAUUAUACAGAUGGAGUUUAGUGAUCCUAAGCAGGCUGCACGUUUGUACGAGGAGUACAGCCGUGUGAGAGGUUUUGGUAUUCGACAAGGGAAGAAAAUAAGAAACAAGAAAGGUGAAUUUGUGCGAUUCACUUAUCUGUGCAACCGCGAAGGCUUUAGAGAUAAAAAAUGGCUUCAGAUGCAUCAUCGUAAAAGGGAGCAUAAGGUUGUUACUAGGUGUGGGUGUCCAGCUGAGAUGAAGAUAAAACCAAGAGAUAGCACCGGAAAACGGUACGUGUCACGUUUUGUGGACAAUCACAACCAUGAUCUUUUACCUGCCAAGUUUGUUGAGAACUUGCCUUCACACCGUAAAAUUUCAGAUGUUGAUAAAGCCCAUAUGGAUAGCAUGAGACAAAACGAAGUUAGGCGGCAGCGAGCCCUUCAAAAUGGCGAUGUGAAUGCUGCCUUGAGGGCGUUAGUCAAUGCAGCAAGGAUUGAUGACAUAAUGUUUUGGCAAUAUGAGGUUGGGGUUGGGAAUCACAUGUGUGAUUUGUUUUGGAGCGAUGGACGUAGUCAAGAAGACUACAAAUUAUUUGGAGAUGUUCUUGCUUUUGAUGCAACAUAUGGACGGAACAAAUACAAUCUUCAGUUCCUCGAGUGCAUGGGUGGGAAACCACCUACGGCGGUCAUCACUGACGGGGAUAGAUCUAUGCGCAUAGCAAUCCAGCAAGUGUUUCCCGAAGCUCACCACUGGCUCUGUGCCUGGCAUUUAAUAAGGAACGCGACGGCCAAUGUUUGUAAUCCAAGAUUCACAUCUUUGUUCAGACAUUACAUGCUUGUAGACUUUGAGGUUGAAGAGUUUGAAAUGCACUGGCAAGCAAUGGUCGAAGAAUGUGGGACAAGUGACCAUGAGUGGGUUAAGGAUUUAUACACGAAGAAGUCUAGCUGGGCAACGACUUACAUUUGUGGUUCUUUCUUUGCAGGGAUAAGGACAACUUCCCGGUGUGAGUCAUUGCAUGCAAAGCUUGGUCGCUUUGUCGAGAAGAGAUAUGGAGUCCUAGACUUUGUCACAAACUUCCAGCGAUGUGUUGAUUUUCUCAGAGACAAUGAGGAUGAGCUCGAGUUUCGUUCAUCGUAUGGCACCCCAGUCAUUCAGACUCAUUUUCCAGAGUUAGAAAAGUCAGGUGCAUUGUGUUAUACAAGGGAAAUUUUUGUUAGAUAUCGUGAGUCUUUAAAACGGUCUGUUCGUGUUACGAUUGUGGAGUGCAUCGAAGCAGAUGAUAUUUGCGUUUACAUCACACAGAAAUAUCGUCGGCUGGAUAGGAUAUGGAAUGUCAAGCAGAAUUUGUCACAGGACACAUUUCAUUGUACUUGUCUUAGAAUGGAGUCCUUUGGCCUCCCUUGUGUGCAUAUCAUUGCUGUUCUUGUUCGAUUAGACAUUACUUCGCUUCCCAAUAGUCUGGUGCUGCCGCGGUGGUCCAAGAUAGCGAGAAUAGAUUUAUGCCGGGAUAGGGUAUGUAACCCACACAUUGAUCCAGAAGCAACUUAUCGGGCAAGGGUUGGAGCCAUUCUUCAACACUGUAAGCGUUUUGCAAAGGUUGCUUGUAUGAGGGAGGAAGACUAUAAAACAUAUUGUCAAAAGAUUGUGCAUGAGACAAAUAUGUUGGAAAUAAAGCAUGGGUUGCAAUGUCUAGCUACAAGCACACAUUCUGUACCCUGGGAAGGGGGAGUAAACGACCCGAUAAGCGUAAGGACGAAGGGAAUCGACAGAGGCAACGAACCUGUAGGGUCUAGAGGCAUUAAGCGAAGGAGAUGCAGCACCUGCGGCGUUCUCGGGCAUCGUAGGACGUGA